Messenger RNA from Manis javanica (Malayan pangolin), 2222 nucleotides. It is a transcript of the gene IDI1, whose product is annotated as isopentenyl-diphosphate delta isomerase 1. Lineage: Eukaryota; Metazoa; Chordata; Mammalia; Pholidota; Manidae. The record is from RefSeq and is a predicted model, not a curated record. Gene Ontology annotation, biological process: isopentenyl diphosphate biosynthetic process; isoprenoid biosynthetic process. Gene Ontology annotation, cellular component: cytoplasm. Gene Ontology annotation, molecular function: isopentenyl-diphosphate delta-isomerase activity.
GUCUCAAAGCCUCAGAGCGCGAUUGUGCAGGAACGUUGGCGUCCUUGAGCGCUUCGGUCGCAGUCGAUUGGCGGGAGCGACAGGAGGGCGGCAGCUCGCCCCGCCUUCGGUGCCGUCUGUCAGGCCACCACCGCUCCACUGUCCACCACCUCUUCUCACCGGAAAGGGAGGGCGCCGGGGGUCCCUGCGCGUCAGUCCUGAGGACGCCGGGCGUGGCACCACCGCGCGAUCUUGACCUCAGGCGCGGUCCGGCGCGCGAUUGGCAGGCAGGCAUGUGGCGCGCUCUGGCACGAGCUCGGGCUAUUGGGCGCGCGGCGCCGGUAGGCGGAGCCUGGAAGCGAGGUCUUAAGGCCGCGGAGCAGGAGUGCGCUGACAGCCAGCGCCUGAGGUACGGAGGGAGUCAGGAUUUGUUUACGGCUGUUGUUGGAAGUGGGGCCGUCGGGGCGGGACCUGCGGAAGCGCGCGGACGGACGGCGCCGAGACCCCCGGGAUCCCCGAGACGCGCCAGGACAAUGCCGGAGAUCGACACCAGCCACUUGGACGAGCAGCAGGUGCAGCUGCUGGCGGAGAUGUGCAUCGUCAUCGACGAGCACGACCACAAUAUUGGGACCGACAGCAAAAAGAACUGCCAUCUGAACGAGAAUAUCGAGAGAGGGCUGCUGCACCGCGCCUUCAGCGUGUUUCUGUUCAACACCGAGGACAAGCUGCUACUGCAGCAGAGGUCGGACACCAAGAUUACCUUCCCAGGUUGCUUUACCAACACCUGUUGCAGUCAUCCUUUAAGUAAUCCCAGAGAGCUUGAAGAAAAGGAUGCUAUUGGAGUAAAACGAGCGGCCCAGAGGCGGUUAAAGGAUGAAUUAGGAAUUCCCAUGGAGGAGGUUCCUCCAGAAGACAUUAAUUACCUAACCCGAAUUCACUACAAAGCUCAAUCUGAUAGCACCUGGGGAGAACAUGAAAUUGAUUAUAUCUUGUUUGUGAGGAAGAAUGUAACUCUGGAUCCAAACCCCAAUGAGAUUAAAAGCUACUGCUACGUGUCAAAAGAAGAACUGGAAGAGCUCCUGAAAAAGGCAGCCAGUGGUGAAGUUAAGAUAACUCCAUGGUUUCAAAUUAUCGCAGAAACUUUUCUCUUUACGUGGUGGGGUGACCUGAAUCAUUUGAAUCAGUUUGUUGACCAUGAAAAAAUACAUAGAAUGUAGUAAAUGUGGAGAUGAAUGAUGAAUACUAAAAAACUUCCAAGUGAACUUAAAUUUUUUUUUAAAUCUGGCUCUCCAUUAGAAUUCUCAUUUGAAACAAUACUUUACAACCAGUGUUUGUGUGGGAAAUAGUCACUUCUUAACUGUGUAUCACACACCCUAUAUAUGUGCACUGCUAUAGACAUUUAUGAGAUUGUAAAUAAGAGCAAAUAAUUUAACCUGUCUAAACAUAGUCCUGACAUGUUUUACAAGUCAAUGAAGCUCUUCAUUUUUGAUAUGUGAUAAGCAUUUUCAGAAAAUAGAGCAUUUUGCUGUUUGCCAGGUGCUCUCUAUAUAUAUCAUCAUGGUCCAGAAAAACCUGCAAUGGAAACUGCUUAGCUACUUAAAAACAGUCCAAAUUAACUUCACAUAGUAACAGAAAACUAGUAGAGCAGGUUCAAGGGAAGUUAAAUGGUAUAUAUUCUAAUUUCUGUCAUUCUAAGUUGAUUUUGUGGUUUGGUAAUUAGACAGGUUAGGUUAAAUCUUUUAAAUGGUCUUAAGCAAUUAGUAAAGUCUGUGUUUUCAGAAUUACAGGCUCUUUGGAAAACAGGUCAUACUUAACCACCAUGUUUCCUAAUCUUGGCUCUGUUGACAUUUGGGCUGGAUAAUUCUCUGUUUCGGGGUUUCUCCUGCGCAGUGGAGGCUGUUUGACACAAUCCCUAGAUUCCACCCACCAAAUGCCAAUCCCCCAUGACAGCCACAACACACCAGGCCAAAGGUCUCCUGCAGGGCAGUCACCCCCAGUUUAGAACCACUGUUUACAACUCAGGCCAUACUGUAGGGGGGAAAAUUCACAGAAAAGCUAAUAUUCAUGUUAAACAUGGAAUAUGUAUGUGUAUGUUAAUAAGCUGUACCUUGACUAAUGCACUUUUUAAAACUCUUGCCACAGAUUUCUCAAGAUUUGCCACCUUACAGUAGCUAUGUUACCCUUGAAUGCUACACUAUAAUAACCAAGAAAAAGAUUAAAAAUUGUUUCUUACAAAGUUAAAA